CACAAGUACUCCUUUUCUUUUUGCGUAUACUUUUAUUGCAGAAGUGUCUGGGUUUUUAAUCUAUAUUGUUAGAAUUGCUAAGAUGGUAAAUGUUUUUGAACAUGGUUUUAAGUGAAUAAUGACCACAGCGUCAUAUUUACACCUUAGGUGUCAGCAGUCAGACUUCUCCAGCACCAGGCCAGCCCCAAAAAACACAGGGGGAGGGGGGCAGAUGUUCAAAUGUGAUCUCCAAUUUUGUGUUAAAGUUCUGUUGGCCUGCCCUUGCACUUGCAUAGGAAUAUGACUGUGCACAGAACUGAAUGCAUGCAGACGAUUGUAUACGUGAAACUAAGCCAGAUUGAGGUAUUCAUUGAAAAUUUGACCCCAUGCGUUUCGGCUCCUGUUUCCGACAUAAUGAAGUCGCUGGCAGAUUGAGCUCAACUUACAUAUCCGUUAAUACUAGAUCUUUGUGCAGAAAGUUUUCAGUCUGAGAACUCUUUUCAGUUAAUAGUUCAUACUGUUCACCCUUAUAAUGCAUGAUGACAACAUAAAACAUGACUUUAUUAAUUUGCAUGACCUUUGACGUGGGAAGCCUGCAGGAUUUUCACAAACAUUCAAUUAACAUUAAGCAUGGAUAGGAAGGAUCACAAUACACUUCUCCAGCCAACUUUUGAGUAGGAGGAAGAGGUCUAAGGAUGGGGACAAACAGGUUUAAUAGAAUGAAAAGGUCAGAUUUAAUUUGAAGUUUUUCUGAACAGUAAUAUUGCAGAGAGAACAAUGUCUAAACCUUUCAAUAAAAUAGAAACUGAUGUUUGUGUUUUCUGUCUCUGUCUUAUCUGAGCAUUAUUCGAUUAUGCACAUCCCCCUGUGAAAUAGCACAGGUGGAUAGAGACCUGAGGCACAGCAAAAUUAAGUCACUUGCCCAAGGUCACUCAGGCAUUUUGUGGCAGAGCUGGGAGCAAACCUAGAUCUCUUGAAUCCUAAUCCAAUGCCUUAUCACACAAAAUCAUGGGACAAGGAAACAAAGAUUUUGGUGCCAUAAAGUGUGAAAACUAGAACAAUGGGUGCUAUAGGAUUUUACUGGCACCCCCAGUUGACACUUUUUGUCUGUCUUUGUAUUGCACUAAUGCUAGCUUUUAGUAACUCUGUGCAUUCAUUUGAAGAUACCUUCAAAGAUUGGCAGUAGGGUUCCACCUCUAUAUGCAAGCUCAGCAGUUCCGCAACUGUGGUCUGUAGCCCAUGGAGCACUUAUUGGUUGGUCUGCUCAAAGAAGGCUGGACACAUGGUGCUCCAGUUUCUUCAAUUCAAAGAAGAGCCUGGUGGCUUGUAAAGCAGCUGGAAAUGAGGAGAAGCCAAUUUAUCUGCCUCUGCCAGGGGUUACUGCUUUACAAGAGGAGAGGCAUGACCUUGAGGGAAGAGAAUGAGGCUGCUGUCCAGGGGCAGUAUCCCCAGGGGAAGAGGGAAUCAAGUAGUAUGUCCAAGGGUAGAGGAGGAAAAAGGGACCAGACAGCAAAAGAAUAAGGGGAGGAGAGGGAGAGAGAGCAAAAGAACUGAUGAGAAGAGGAGUUGAAAUGAAGAACAAAAGUGUGAUUCCUUUCUUUGUAAAAGGACAAAUAUUUAUUGCAUUAAAGACAGCUAAAUGACUAUUAAUUUCCUAGUAUUACUAUUGUUCAGUAUAAACAAUUGCUGAAGUCGCCACAGGGCUCUUUUGUGAAUGGGAGGUGACAUGGUCUCUGAGACAGGCUCUCUAUUAAGUUGUCCACACAAUAUGAAAAUGUUUGAGAACCCCUGGUAGACCGACCAUUGUGCUAGCAUCAACUGUGUUCUGAUCCCUGCUGUGCUACUAACUCAUCUGUGUUGCCUUGGGGUACUUAAUCUUUGUGGGCUUGUUUUCAGUAGAACACUGUAUAUUGUUUGAAUGUGAUUGCGAAGAGUUGAGUUAGCUGACAUGACACUGACCAUAACCAACCACUCAGUGUAGACUGGGUCAAAUAGUAUUCAGUAUUGUCAACUAAUUGCAUUUUAAACCUGGCUGGUAUCAGGGACUGCUCUCAUUUACACCCUGGCUGCUGCAGUGCCCAAGAGAGUUGCCUGCACUCUAGCCAUUCACCGAUGUUGUUGUUCUGCCCCUGGUCACAGCCCUACACUGGUAAUGGUGUUUUGCUAUCUCUUUGUCUCUCGGGAAUCCCCCUUUCGUUGGGGGGAUUGCCUAAUGAGGGGAGAGUUUCUGGCUCUGGGCUGUAGCCCAGAAUUGGGACCUCUGCUUUUAAGAUUUCAUCCAAAAUAUCUACACCUAAAAAUCAGUGUGUAUGCCAAUUAUCUGUCCUUGAAGGAAGAAAAGCUGAGUCAGCUGUGAAUUCAGGGAGCCUAGUUAUUUCCAAAUCUGAUUCUUAGGCCACUCAGGUAUUUUAAUCAUCACUAAAUUCCAGUGGUGCCAAACCCUUCUAAAAAUAUCAAGGAUAUUGGGUUUCAGUGAUCUCUGCCUUGUACUGAUCAUUUGCCUACACAGAGCAGAAAAUAUUUUCCAAGAGACGUUGCUAUUGGUAUGCAUGUGUUUGCCCGAAUAUUAGAAGCCAAGGUCUUAGCAGGAUUCAAAAGUGUAAAUUUUUAACUGUGUGGGCAAUUAACUAUUGGAACAAUUUCCCAGUGUAUGUGUGAUAAACUCAGAACCAUGGUAUAAAAUAUUAACUUGGGCAACAUUUCUAUUUUGACAGCUCCUGCAAUUCAAAAACAUCACAUGGAGUAGAAUAUUAGCCCCACUGAAGACAAUGGCAAAACUCCCAUUGAUUUUUUUUUAAUAAGAUCAGGAUCAUGCCCAUAGUUUUAGUGUGCUAGGCAAGUGUAGUCCAGUGAUAUUGUUAAUUUUACUCCGUACCUUUCCUGAAAAGAUUCUUGGACAGUCCAGAGCAUGUUUUAUCACCAGCAACUGGAUUAAAGCAUUAAUAUGCACCACUAUCCCUUAAGUCUAGGCAAUUCAUUUUGUAUGGUGUUUUCUGUAGUCAUCAUUAGCCUGAAUUUUGUGUCACUCUGAUUUAACAUCUUUUACUGCUAUUAGCCAAAAUCUUGUGUAAGCAGAGUCAGAAUGAGCGCUCCCCUGACAUCUGAUGGUGAGCUGUGGAAGAGGACUUCAGGGGCUGAUCUCAUUUGCAUGGGCACACCCACCCUGCCUAGCACAAUGGAACUGCUUGCCCAAGUGGUCACUUUGGCUGUUGUGGGAUCCCCAGUCUCUUUGUUAUUGGGGCAGGAGUAAUAAAGUGGUGUUAUCCUGGUUAUGUGAAUCAAGAACAACUGUUCUUGGCAUUUUAUGACUGAGGGACUCACCCUCAAGUACACGGCACUCGCUAGGCAAGGGACAUGGGUUCCAAACUCCAAUGAAUUGAGAGAGGUUGGGGACAGGUAUCUGUACUUGGUUGUGUAGGUAUUGACCCUGCUUUGACUCCUCUCGCCACUGUAGAAUGACAGAGCUAAUUUUGACUCCAUUCGGAGUCUUGUUACAUGCUGCAGAGCUGAAAUCACUGAGAGCUCUGUUGGGGUGAUGAAAACAUAUUGGUGAGCGGCUAGCCAGAAUGGCUAGUGGAGAGGGGUGGCUGACGGUGAAGACUGUAGCAGAACCCCAGGGAGAAGCAUGGCAAUUGGCUGUUGACCUGAGCAGCAGAGCCUGUGAGGUGCCACCCAAACCUCCCCCACUUCCACCCAGGCUGGGAGGUAAACUCUGCAGAUGGACUUCUGAACUCUGGGGCUGCACUGACCAAGGGCAGAAACUGUGGGUGGGGUGACUUUUUUGGGUUGCUGGACUCAAGAACCAAAGGGAAAAGGACAUGGCCCAAUCUACUUGGGGGUGGGUCUUCUGUUGCUCAUUGUUGGUUUUAUGAAUCCUGUUUGUGGUGUUUCCCCAACAUAAUGCUGCAUUGUUUCCCUCCUUUAUUAAAAGGCUUUUGCUACACUCAGACUCUGUGCUUGUGAGAAGGGAAGUAUCGCCUCUUAGAGGCGCCCAGAGGUGGUGGUAUGUAAUUGUCCCAAGUCACUGGGUGGGGGCUUGAGUCGGUUUUGCAUUGUGUUAUUGAAAAGGAACCCCUAGAUACUGAACCCAGCCCUUGUUGCUGCCAACUCUGACUGACUGGCAGAAGGGUUACACUUGAGAAUUUGGAGUAUGAAUAGAUGGAAAGAUUUGGUUUAAAAACCUUUCCUAUUCUCUUUCCCUUCCAUGAACAGAGAGUCUUGUUUGCCAAGCUUUCUAUUUAAAAAAAAAAAAAAAAAAAAAGACAAGAAUAUGCCUGUUUUAUCGGUGAGGAGAAAGUCAAGGUGGCACUACUGCUGUGUAUUGUCAACAUACUGUAUGCAGUGAGUUCAGACAUUCCAGAAUUAAAAGAAGCAAGGACAGUUUGAACCAUCUUAAAAACCCUUUUGGUGUUUUGAUAUAUAAUCUCUAUGCUCUAUCCACAUGGCAAUGUGCAAUUGCAACUAGAAGUUUUGCUAAGACUCCGAAAAGCUGUCACUUAAGGAUAUGUGCUCUCAUGGCUUGCAUUUUACAAAGUGAGGCAGAUUGCAACACAACCUUCCUCAAAAUCCUGUGUGUGCCCAUCCCCCUGGGGAGCCUGCCAUUCCAACUUUCAACACAGAUAGGUCUGCAAACUCAGAAGAGUUACAGAAUAUGUAGUGAAAACAGGAGACCAUAUGACUGAUAGAUCAGCUCAAUUGCCAGAGGAGCUUUUGGAGAAUUGGAUAUCUUUCUAUAUGAGACAUCUGUGUAUCUUGGUGCCACAGACGGGAUUGUUACAAAGGCCUAAUUAGUAUGAAUUUUUAAGGGAUGGAACUCAAAACCAUCAGAAAAUCAUGUCUCUAUUGUAUGAAGACUGAACAGAUCAACAUGAAAUGACUUCCGGCAGCAGUUGUUGGACAUUAAACAGCAAGGAAGAGCCCACAUACUCUGGUGUGAAGAGAAUGGCUGUGACUUUAGAACAGGCCCAGAGGGUGGGCUGUACACUUCUGAAAGGACUCCUGAGGUUCAGCUUCAUGGUUGCCAAUAACCUGGUUGCUAUUCCAUCCUACAUCUUGUAUUUAAUUAUACUGCAGCCUCUUCGACUGUUGGAUAGUAAGCGGUUUUGGUAUAUCGAAGGAGUGUUAUUUAAAUGGCUUUUAGCUAUGGUGGCUUCCUGGGGCUGGUGGGCAGGAUAUACAGUAGUCGAAUGGGGAGAUGAUGUUAAAGUGGUUUCAGAAGAUGAAGCCAUGAUGUUGGUGAACCAUCAAGCAACAGGAGAUGUCUGCACGCUAAUGAUGUGCCUUCAGGAUAAAGGCACGGUUGUCCGUCAGAUGAUGUGGCUGAUGGAUCAUAUUUUUAAGUAUACAAACUUUGGGAUUGUAUCGCUGAUCCACGGAGACUUCUUUAUAAAACAGGGAAAAGCUCACCGUGACCAGCAGCUUGUGCUCCUAAAGGAGCAUCUAGACAAACAUUACAGGAGCCGUGACCGGAAGUGGAUUGUACUGUUUCCAGAGGGCGGCUUUCUUAGGAAAAGGAGGGAAACAAGCCAGGCAUUUGCCAAGAAAAACAAUUUGCCAUUUCUUACACAUGUCACCCUGCCAAGACUGGGAGCAACACAAGUUAUUCUGAAAUCACUUGUAGCUCAGCAAGAAAAUGGAACCCCAGCAGGUGGAGAUGCGAUGGUAGCAGAGAGCAAAUCAAAAGGUCUUCAGUGGGUGAUAGAUACAACCAUUGCUUACCCUAAUGAAGAACCUAUAGACAUCCAGACCUGGAUUCUUGGCUACAGACGACCGACUGUCACACAUGUACAUUACAGGAUUUUUCCAAUUAAAGAUGUACCUGCACAACCUGAAGCCCUCACUGAUUGGCUAUAUCAACGAUUCAUUGAAAAAGAGGAUCUCUUGUCACAUUUUUACAAAACAGGAGCUUUUCCUCCUCUUCAGGGUCAAGCAAAGGCUAUUUCCCGAGAGAUGACCCUCAACAACUUGUGGCUAAUUGUCAUACAGUCCCUUGCAUUUUUGUCGGGCGUUAUGUGGUACUGCAUCCUUCAGUAUUUUUAUCAUUGCCUAUUUUAGAAGUUGAAAGGGACCUGAGGACACUUUGAGAAGCCAGGCUCUUGCAAAUCUGCAUCAUGUUUGUGUGCAAAUGUGAAUAUACAAGAAUAAAGGAAAAUGCUGGAUGGAUUUUAACCCCUCUUAGGGGAGAUUUUAAACUCCACUAAAAGUGAGGAUCAGUAAUAUCGUGACCUGAUGUAUUUUAAGAACUGUCCAUAUUUUUAAAAGGUGGAUACCCCCCACACUCUUAAGCAAAUUCAGCAUUUGCACAAGAGGUGCAAUUGUACAACCACUGUAGAAAAAAGUCUGCAACAAAAAAGUUCUAACACCGCAGGUAUUUCUCGGCAUUGUAGUUAAAGCUCAGAAAAUUCAUCAAUUUUGUUUCUCCAGUAGUCUGCACUACAAGUUGUGUGGUUAGAGAUCCUUCAUUUGCAAAAACUCAAGUUUUACUGCUGGGAUCAGUUAAACAUUCUGCAGAGCUGGUUACUGUAUCUUAACUGCUCCUUGAUCAGCCAUUGUUGUAUUAGACACACCAUUCCUAAGGACAACACCCAAGUGACAGCCAGUGUCGGCAAUGUUUUUUGGGAGAAAACAGCGCUCAGAAAGGUGUUUCAGUAUCCUAAUGUGUUUAAAAAUGAUGUGCACCUGAUAAAUCAGCCCAUUACCAUUGAGUUCCAUGUUCCAGUGUAUUCCUUCUUGUGAGGGAACUUUAAAAAGUCACAUAACUUGAUUAGUUCCCUUUUGUGUUUAAAAUGUGUUCCAUAAAUUGAUGAUUGUCUUUUUGCAAAAUGCACUUUUAAAGAUGAAAAUACAGUGAAGGAAAGGUAUAUACCUUACAGGAAAAAGCAAGCUUUAUCUAUAGCAACUUGGAAUUUUAAGAGGCAUUAACUCUUCCUGCUGCCCUUCUGUGUUGGAUACCAAACUUUAGCCAAUAUGACGGUGUUAUAGCUUAGAGACCUUUUUUCCAUUUGUUGCAACAGCACUAAAUACAUUUGUGGCAGGGUUUAAGCAAAUCAAUGCCAAAUCAUCAAUAUUUUGCUUAGGAAGAAUAUUAGGAAGCUGGUGUCUUUUAAAAAAAGUGGGUAUAAGUGCUGGCCUAAAGCUAUAGGAAAAUGUUCAACCUAUUUGUUGGGGGGGGUGGGGGGGGAAGGAAUAACUAUACAGAGAGCAGUAUUAACCUGCCACCAUGCUGAAAGUGUCAGUCUGACUAAAAGAAGAAUUAAAAGGCAGCCUGGCACAAAACAGAUUUUCCUAUGUCUGGCUUACAAAUCUUUUGAUGGGAAGUCAGCGCUGUGGGUUCUCACUUCUGACAGGUUUAGUUGGCAUCAUGUUCAUGUGAUUACAGAGAUAAAAAAGAACUAUUCCUAGAAUACCAUUACUCUUUAUAAGUACAGAACAUGUAGUCAGAACUUAGAGUUACUAUGGUGUAUUAUCUUUCAUGGAUUGUAACUUUACUGAGAGCAAAGUAAGCCAACAGUAGUUGUAUAUGUUGAGUUUGUGGUAUAGAUUCCCUGUUUUUCCUUAAGCUCAUGAGAACCAGUUUUGAUAAGUAAUGUACAGAAUAAAAAUACAAAACAUAGCUUCAUAUUUUUCCUUUUGCUUUUGGGGGAAAACCAAAAAAAGGGAAAGAUGUGAAUUUUCGUGGCUGAUAACAAAAUGAUGCAUUAUAGAAGAUCAACUGAAAUACCUCAUGGACUAUUACGAUACCACUACAGGUGAAAUGCAGAAGACAGUGUUAACGUUUAGCUUAGUGUUCAGUAUAAGCUGCAGUUUUCAAACUCAAACUUCCUGAUAACUAACACCCACACCCCCCCUACACAGUGAGCUGAAUUGUAGUGUAAGAACAAAAUCAAACAAAAUACUGCACAGGGAGGCCAGUUUGGAACAUGAGAAUUUUCCUUUACGCUUCAAUCCAUUCUUGUUAAACUAUAACUGAAGUAAGCAAUGCAUUUCAUCUGCCAUAUUUCAGGAGGGAAGUUCAAUACCAACCAUCAUAAAUGUGGCCGUAAAUAGCAGGCCAGGUCUGAACAAGAGUGUACUGGAAAUGAUCUGCAGAGUGCAAGUGGCAGACUGUUUUUAUUUGUCUUACUAACAUAUGAUUUGGUUGGAACUAUGUGGUUGUUACCCACAUUCCAACGUUCCCAAUUCAAAACAAAAUAAGUUGAAGGGGUUGAUAUAGAAAGGGAAGAUUGUGACUAAGCAAGUUGCACAACAGUAGCAUGCAUCAAACUACUGUUCAUUAUGAACCUGAUACUGCAUGCAAAGAGUAUAUUGCUUUUCUAAUGCAGUAUGUUGUUUCCAGUGACCUAGCGUGACACACUAAGUACUCACAUGCUGCCUAAUGAAAUAGUAGGAGUGAGCAGUAGUGUGCUGAGAUGGGCAUAUGAUUUACCCAGUUCGUUUGUUUAUUAUUCAACCUGUUCCCUUUUUUUUAAUAUUGCAAAAUAUUUUUGUUUUAAGGCACUGAUUGUAGUUUCAAUGGGGAGAUUAAGUCACAUUAGAUUGGUUCUCUCCUAUCUGCACUGGAAGAUGUGAAGAGAGUGUGUCGUGCAUGGUUGAAUUAGGUGACAUUGGAAAGACACUGCUGUUAGGAAUUCUGAGUAGAAGUACCAUCCCAUCGUGGACUUAGAUGCUAGUUUAUGAAGGAGAAUAAAACAGGAGUGUUAAAAGGAUUUUUUUUAUUAAGGGAAAAAACAUAUAAAAUAUAGGUAAUAUAUAGGAAAUAUGGUAAUUAAAUACCCUGCUGGUCUAGACUGUUUGGAGAUUAGCAGGCUAUCUUGUAAAAUAUGCAACUCCUUUGAGUGAUAGUUCAGUUACCUGCACCUGGUUUGUGAUCAUAGCAGUAGUGGACACUUUGCUGCAAGCUACCCAGGGGGUUUCUGUUUAGAACAGUUUUCUCUGCAGAGAAAAAUGCAUCUAGUAGAAAAUUAAUUUAAUGGUAAAAGUACCUGCCAAGUUGCAGUAUAAUUAAUACAACUUUGAAUUGAUGGUGUAAGGAGCAGUAUUGUGGGGGAAUAUCUAAAACAAUGCAGGGUGAAAAUAUCUGCAGGACAUUUAAUUAUACAGAUUGUGGAACUGUUAAUUUCUCUACUACUUUAGAACAUGAGGGAGAACUAAAGAGAAUUUUUUAAAAAUUGCAAAUGUUGGUUCCAUGUUUUAGAUCGUACAUCUUUUUAAAUUGGUUAAUAACCACUUUGUGAACAAACAAUAUAGCCUUAGUAGUUCAGAGUUGCUGCUUUUUGGAUCCCAUAAAAGAUUAACAUUGUACCAUUCACAAAUUAUGGAACCGCUGUUUUUUUUCCCUUUUGUGACUAUCCUUUCCGUAUAGGUCCUCUUGUAACUUACAAACCGUUCGACCAACUCUUUCAGUCAUGAUUUGUCUUGAAAGAGGGUUUUUUUAAGCUGCUUUAGUCAUAUUUAAAAAGCCAGGCUUUUAUUUGUGUUUCUCAGUUAAAAUAAAUAAAUAAAUCUUUCUCUUCUAGAAGUCAUCAGAAAUAAGGUGCAACUUACUGCAUCUAAAAUAUAACUACUGUUGGGGUGGUAUUCAUUAUUCACAAAAAGAUGGAGCGAACUGUCUUUUUUUUGUUUUUUCCCUCCCCUCAUUGCCACAAGUGCUGUGAACCUUUACAUCUGUUUGUAGAAAACAAUAAAAAUACCGAAUACUGUGUGUGGCAGGUAUUAGACUGGUCCACUUUACCUUGGCAUAAAAUUUACCUUGGGACCAAAGCUACUUAAAUCUGGGAUUUCCAAAUUGCAAAACUGUUUGGGGGUUAAGGUUUGGGGUUUGGUUUUUUGGUAGUUGGCCUGAACUAUUUUGUGCUGAUAUAACAAAAUCAGAUGGAAUAAAGUAACUGUACGAAUGAAGGUACUGUACUGUUUGGAAAUAAUGCAGCCAUAUGAAAGAAAAUGUGGUAUUUUGCAAAAUUGCAUGUGUGUUAAUUUUUACAUUUAAUUGUUUUUAAAACAGUUGGAAAAGCAAAAUUAAAAAAAAAAACCACCUGUACUUGAGUUGCAAGGUCUGCACACAUUAUUAACAUUUCUGAAUUGUCUUAUUUUUAUUGUGUACAAAUGUAGGCUACAUGGCUGUGAUACAGAGAAAAAUCUUUAAAAGUAAGGAGUCUAUGCAUUUUACAGUUAAACUUUUUAUUUUACCAUUGGGUAAUAAAACAAUUAUACAUUGAA
Molecule: messenger RNA, 10194 nt
Organism: Caretta caretta (loggerhead turtle)
Lineage: Eukaryota; Metazoa; Chordata; Testudines; Cheloniidae
Gene: LPGAT1
Product: lysophosphatidylglycerol acyltransferase 1
Biological process (GO): phosphatidylinositol acyl-chain remodeling
Cellular component (GO): endomembrane system; endoplasmic reticulum
Molecular function (GO): acyltransferase activity
Source: RefSeq, a predicted model, not a curated record